GUGGUGUCUGUCGUUCUCCCAUCUUUCUUCUCUCGCUUUGCUCAGUGGUGAUCAUUUGUAUUUUGCUUUACAUAGCCCGCACUUGCGUCUUAUAUCUUAUGUCUGUUUUGCUUGAGUUACACGUCCAAGCCAAGUUAAAAUGUCCAGCAUGGCGCCUAUCAGCUACAGCUUCAACCGCUACCCCAACAACAACAACAACAAUAGCAGCAACUCUCUCGUCCCCGGGCACACCAACCACCCACGAACCAACGAGGGCGAUCCCGAACCCCCCUGCGAAUUCACAAAACCUUGCACCACAACCACCUCCUCCCCCACCAAACAUCUUCGAAAAGUAAUCUCGCACAUCUUCGGACGCAACAAAGCCGUUACAAAGCUCGUUCCCGUCACCGUGUGGGUGCACUAUUGCCGAAAGCACUACCAGCGCGCGCGCUACAGGUCAACCCAGUGGCCAUUUACGCAGGCGGAGUUGUUGCUGGACUCGUUGGGGCGGAUGGAGAGGUGGGGUGGGGUGAAGGGGUUUGAGAUGGUUUUGAGACGGAGGGAGGUUGAGAGGGUUGAUGGUGGAUAUGAUGACAGGCAUGGAGGGGGCAGAGCUGGUGUGCGCAAGAGUGAGAGGGUUAGUGCUGCAAGAGGCCAGGGGCAGGGAGAGGACAACAGGGACGGUGAAGGCGAUGAGACCGUUUCAGUAUCUGGAUCUUCCAACGACAACGAUCACGACGACAACCCUUCCUUCUCCGAACACACCCCCUGCCGCCGCAGUACCCCUUCCAAAGUCAAGAAUAAAGCCAUAUGCCGACGCAAGAGGCCCAACAUCGAACCCGCCCCCGUCCCCGACUGGUUGCGCCAGGAAGUCGGGCCCAACAAAUCCUUUGACGACGUCCGUGGCAUCAUCAGCCGUUUGUUGGAGUACUUGACUGUUCUGCGGGAGGAGGGAAGGAAGAAAGAGAUCAGGUUUCCGGACAUUGAGAUUCUGCCGGAGUUCCAGGGGUGGGUGUUUGAGAUGGAAAGAGUGAGGGUGAGGGAGAAGAGGGCUAGGGCUGCUGGUGGGAAGGUGAAUAAGGGUACGAAGAGGGUUAGUAAGAGGGGUGCUUUGCAGAAGGUUUAGAUUGUUGCUUGCUUUUUUGUGUUCUUUCUUAUGUGUCUGGGAUACAGGUUGUUGGGGCUAGCUAGUUUUGAGAUCGAUACCAGAUAACAGUCUGUCAUUGAAUGGACAUUAGCAAUGUAUCAAGAUAACCACCAUAACAAAAAUAUGCUCCAUAACGCCAAUAUUAACCCUCAACGCACAUCGAAUCGAAUCGUAAACCCGUAUCAGAGAUCCCCCGGCUUUUCCAAUCAGAU
Messenger RNA from Aspergillus ruber CBS 135680, 1338 nucleotides. RefSeq names its product putative pathogenicity factor. NCBI's taxonomy places the organism in Eukaryota, Fungi, Ascomycota, Eurotiomycetes, Eurotiales, Aspergillaceae. The record is from RefSeq and is a predicted model, not a curated record. Bases 140 to 1105 code for a protein of 321 amino acids. The transcript has a single exon.